This is a messenger RNA of Colossoma macropomum (tambaqui), 3325 nucleotides long. RefSeq names its product consortin, connexin sorting protein a (gene cnsta). The record is from RefSeq and is a predicted model, not a curated record. Lineage: Eukaryota; Metazoa; Chordata; Actinopteri; Characiformes; Serrasalmidae. Gene Ontology annotation, biological process: positive regulation of Golgi to plasma membrane protein transport. Bases 1 to 1983 code for a protein of 660 amino acids. The transcript has 14 exons. Gene Ontology annotation, cellular component: plasma membrane; trans-Golgi network; transport vesicle. Gene Ontology annotation, molecular function: connexin binding.
AUGAAGGGGCGGAGCUGCGGGUGGCUGAAUGUCCCGGAUGGUGUUGUCAGGAAGAGCCGCGCGCCGCUGAGGCUCCGGAGCGCUUCCACAUUUACAGAUUUAAAGCUCCGUGAUCCGCUCCGCUGCCCCGCUGCUCCGCUCCCGGCCCGCCGUCCGCCCGGUGUCUGUGUGCGGUGGUCCGGCCUGCGGGGGUUUCGGUUCUCUCUUCAUGCUGCCUGCGGUCUGGAGCUCAUGGAUGAGGGACAGUGGCAGAGCGAAGGCCCGGUGAGGCGGGGCGGGACGGGGGAGGCAGAGCUCCAGAGCGAGGGCUCAGCCCGAAGCCCCGACCAGAACCACAACCGCCUGCUGGAGGAGGGCGAGGAGGUGGAGCAGGGUCCGAGAGGAGGACACAGGACCACCCAGGACUCUACCAACAACAACAACAGCACAGGGGAAGACGAAGAGGAGGAGGAGGAUGAUGAAGAUGAAGCCUAUGAGGAAGGUUCCAAAGUGGAGGAAGAGGAUGACGAAGAGAUGGACAGUAACAGCGGAGCCUUUUCUCCGGAGCCGGACGGACAGAUCCAGGACUCACCGUCGCCGAGCCCCAGCCCUACAGUAUCUGAAGCCCCUCUGAGUGUGGAGUGUACGGCGGUGGGUGCUGCUGUUCCGGAGCUCGGACCGUCUCUCUCCGCCUGUGUGUGUGUGUUGGAGGAGAGAGGAGACGACGCUCUGCUGCCACACACACUGCACCAGAUAGCGGAGGCUCUGGUUCUGGAGCGAGACUAUCAGCGGGCCAUCCGCUUCCUCCAGCUGGAGAGACUGUACCAUGAGAGAGUGCUGUCCAACAUCGCCGCCCUGCAGGAUCAAUGGGAGAGCAGAUGGAGGCUGGUUGGUCAGGGUCAGAGCUCCAGUGUUUCUGACAGUGACCUGGAUAUAGAACAUUUGGAGACGCUGAGACACAUCUGCAGAACACACACACAACCGAGGCGGAGCGCCGAGAGGUGUGAGCUGGUGGUUAAAGUCCAGCGGAACAGAGUGAUCAGCGAGAGCGCCGGAGAGAACCACAGCGCGUCCGAGCGUCUAUGCGGCUCAGCUGAAACAGAGAAGCUGAUGGACGAGCAGAAGAGACGGGAUGAUUUCUCUGAAGAGCGCCACAGAUCCCCUGCCAGUCAGCAGGGGGAGACAGACUCACAUUUCCCCGAUUCCUCUCUCAGCCCUUCCUCCUCUUCCGACCCGGCCACGCCCUCUUUUACCGUGACGGACAGCCCCCGGCUGAGCGGAGGAGGGGAGGAGGAGGCCGAGAGUCCAGCAGAUACGCACACGGUGGCCAAAGUGACCGACGCGCUGCGGACUGGAGGGCCCGGAAAGGAGAUGGAGGGAGGAGGGGAGCCUCUGGACACCGGGCAGGACCUGGGACCGGACCGGACGGAAGUAGCAGAGCCAGUGGAGAAGGGAGGAGGAGAGGAGGAGGUGGAGGAGGCGGUGGAGGCUCUGGAGCUGGAGGCUGGAGGAGAACACCAGGAGCCGCUGGAUCUGGAGGUUCCUGAGCUGAGAGCAGAGGAUGAGCUGGAGGAGGAGGGACACGGCGUGGAGACGCUGGAGGUGGAGAAAACGGACACGCUGGACGACCUGGCCAAACGCAUCCAGGUGGAGGAGAUCACUCCAGCUGCUGGUCUGGUUUCUAUCCUGAAGAGAAGAGCCUCUCUGGAGGGGACGAGCUCCACCACACCGACUCCAAAACCCGCCAGCAAACGCAAAGUCCGCUUCAGAGUUCCUGACGACGGCCUGGACAACGAAGAGGUGGGCGGAGACCCCUGGUUGCUCCUCCUCCUGCUGUGCCUGGCCACCGUGGUGAUCAGUGUGGGCGGGACUGCGCUGUACUGCACCUUCGGCGACGCCCAGUCAAGCGUGUGCACGGAUUUCUCCCACAAUAUGGACUUCUACGUAGGUCAGGUUCAGCGGGGGGUGGACGAGCUCCGGCACUGGCUGACCCGCGGCUCGUAGCAGGAGGACAGAGGAGCAGCGCAGAGGGACCCAAACGCCUCUCCGGAUAAAAACGCCUGCCUCCGCCGCCCCUGAAGGUUCGUGUGUCGCUCUCAUGAACACCAAGCUGAAACGAUCAAUUACAGCACUAACUCUGAGACAUCAGCACGGCUUCCAGGUCUGUCUGAGCCACUUCCUGUGUCCGUAUAUGGCGAGACGAAGCAUUCUGCACACCACAGGAACCUGCGGAGGCUGGACAUAACGGCCGUGUGUCCCGUCAGGGUCAACCGAAGCCUUCCACGCAGGGAACUGGACAAAAAAACACACCCGGCCAUGAGGAGGCCUCCUGAAGGAGCAGGGAAUCUCUCAGCCAGUGUAGCUCAGUGUUUACUGCCGUCAACUUCACCUCAUGUACAGAGACCGAGUUUUUAAAGUCUUAAAUACGGAGUCUUAACCUUUGAUUCGUGGCAUUUCCCAUUCUUUCAAAGCUGGAUCACCAUCGCGACACUAGAGAAGGUGCUGACUACAGCGGUGGUUCUCAACUGGUAGCAGGCACUGAGUGGGUUGUGGGUACAUCAAAAAAUCAAACUUUUAUUAUCAUUAUUAUUAUUAUUAUUACUAUUAUUAUUAUUAUUAUUAUUAUAAUUUUAAGUAAUUUUGAUGAAAGGCAUCAGGUGGGCUUUCAGUGGUACGCUUUUAUUUUGAAAGGCAUCCUAGGCUGUGUCCAAAACUUACUACUAAAUAAAUAAUAUAUAUAUACACACACAUAUAUAUAUAUAUUACAUGUAAUAAUAUAUUAGUUAAGCGUAUAUAUAACAUUAUAUAUUUAGUAUAUGUAACAGUAUAUUAUUUAGUGCAUACAUACCAAACCUAAACUACUAUAAUACACAUUCUAAACUAAUGUAAACACUUCUAAUGGUGGUGUAAUAUCUUCAACAUGCUAGUUUUUACAGCAUUUGCUUCGUGAAACAGUCAUAUUUCAUCAGAUUUUCUAUAAUAUUAGCAAAAAUAAAAUAGCUCCACUCAUGUAAAUCAUUAUAUAGCAUUGUUUACUUUACAAUAGCUACAAUAAUGCUAACUUCCGCUAGCGGAUUUUCAGUGCUGUGGUGUUCAGUGGUUCCCCAACUCUUUUAUUUUUUUUAAAUUAGGAAAGUUCACUCGAUAUUGGCCCUUUAACAGCUCCACAUGGGUUGAGGCAGGUGUGUGAUGUUUGGGCCUGCGGUUAGCACCAGAGCUGGUGUAUGAGGAGUCUGGCCAAUCCCUAUUUCCCCGUUAUAUCAAAAACAGGACGGCUAAACAGCAGAGGGCGCCCCCGAGUGAGUCCUCAAUGAAUGGGAGUGAAUGGAGCUCAACGGCUAAAAAU